GGUUUCUCUUUGCUUCUUGCUGUACAGACUACCACCGGCUGGCUGGUUCGCUCUGAGGCAAGGCUCUGGAUUCUCCACCCCAGAUCCUGGUUCACCCUCAGGACCAGCUACUUCAGGGCUCUGGCCCAGCCAAGAUGAGCUGCAGAGCAUCUGGCCAACCGCCUCCCACUAUCCGCUGGCUGCUGAAUGGGCAGCCCCUCAGCAUGGCUACCCCAGACCUACAUAACCUUCUGCCUGAUGGGACCCUCCUGAUACGUCGGCCCCAUGUCCAGGGACGACCCCAAGAUGAUCAGAAUAUUCUCUCAGCAGUCCUGGGUGUCUACACCUGUGAGGCCAGCAACCGGCUGGGCACAGCAGUGAGCCGGGGUGCUAGGCUGUCUGUGGCUGUCCUCCAGGAGGAUUUCCAGAUCCAGCCUCGGGACACAGUGGCCAUGGUGGGCGAGCGGCUGGUUCUUGAGUGUGGGCCACCCUGGGGCUACCCGAAGCCCUCAGUCUCGUGGUGGAAAGAUGGGAAGGCCCUGGUCCUUCAGCCAGGGAGGCACACCGUGUCUGGAGAUUCCCUGAUGGUGGCAAGAGCAGAGAAGAACGACACGGGGACCUAUAUGUGUAUGGCCACCAACAAUGCAGGGCAACGGGAGAGCCGAGCAGCCAGGGUGUCUGUUCAGGAGUCCCGGGACCACAAGGACUACCUGGAACUUCUGGCUGUUCGGAUUCAGCUAGAAAACGUGACCCUGUUGAACCCGGAACCUGUGAAAGGCCCCAAGCCUGGACCAGCUGUGUGGCUCAGCUGGAAGGUGAGUGGCCCUGCUGCACCUGCUGAGUCAUACACAGCCCUGUUCAGGACCCAGAGGGACCCCAGGGACCAAGCAUCUCCAUGGACAGAGGUGCUGCUGCGUGGCUCUCGGAGUGCAAAGCUUGGAGGCCUUCUCUGGGGCCAAGACUACGAAUUCAAAGUGAGACCAUCCACCGGUCGGGCUCGAGGCCCGGACAGCAAUGUGUUGCUCCUGAGGCUGCCAGAACAAGCUCCCAGUGCCCCACCUCAAGAAGUGACCCUAAAACCUGGCAACAGCAGCGUCCUUGUGACUUGGGCUCCACCACCUGCUGAAAACCACAACGGUGUCAUCCGUGGCUACCAGAACUGGACUGUAGUGGGUGAACAGACCCAGCUGGAGAUCUCCACACGUGUGCCAGGCUCCUACUGUGUGCAAGUGGCUGCAGUCACUGGUGCUGGGGCUGGAGAGCCCAGUAGCCCUGUCUGCCUCCUUUUAGAGCAGGCCAUGGAGCAGUCAGCCAGAGACCCCAGUAAACAUGCUUCCUGGACCCUGGAUCAGCUGAGGGCCACAUUAAGACGACCAGAAGUCAUCGCCAGUUGUGCUGUCCUGCUCUGGGUGCUGCUACUAGGCAUUGCUGUGUGUGUCUAUAGACGGCGCAAAGCUGGGGUUCACCUGGGCCCAGGUCUGUACAGAUACACCAGUGAGGAUGCCAUUUUAAAACACAG
Cricetulus griseus (Chinese hamster) is the source of this 1498-nucleotide messenger RNA. The record is from RefSeq and is a predicted model, not a curated record. NCBI's taxonomy places the organism in Eukaryota, Metazoa, Chordata, Mammalia, Rodentia, Cricetidae.